GCUCCUGCUGUUGACGUCUGAGCCUAGAAGAGCGUUUUGCUGAAUUGCUUCUGCCUGAUCUCCGCUUCUUGGGGUAGCCGAGGGCUCUACAGCUUUUAAGUUAACCCUGCAACAGCCAGACACUUUCCAGAAAAAAAUCUUUCCCUGUUGAAUUUCUGUCUGCCGCAUAGCUGUUCAAUGCACAAGAUAUCUGCUGGGGGAGGACGGCAGUCCUAAUGAUGAUGAAGAACCCAACAGGUGCAGAUGUGUGUAUCAUGAAGCCAGAAUGAAGGACACCUUGGAAAAAAAACAUGGAGGCUGUGAUCUACAGAACAGCAGCUGCUGGUGGUGGUGGUUGCAAUGGAACAAUAUGUGCUCCUCGACCCGCGGCAGAGGGCCUUGUACCGGGAUGUCAUGCAGGAGAGCUAUGAGACUCUGAUGGCACUGGAAUUUCCACUGUCCAAGCCUGACUCGCUGUCCCGACUGGAACAAAGCAAUAAAGCAACAGCCCUUGACUGGCAGGAGCAGGGAGUCAUUCCUCCAGCCGCCAGUGAGAAUGUGGAGGAAGAGAAUCAUCCAGCACAGGAAGAUUCCAAAAAAGUGGAAUUUGCAGAGGAACCCUCCAAGGAUCCCGAGGUUGGACAGCCGAACAUCAAGGACUGGGCAGAGCACUCCCCCCUCCCCCCGCCUUCAUCACCUCUACCACCUUCAAAUCCCAAUAUCUGCCAGGAAUGUGGCAAAGCCUUCAGCCACAAAUCUGCCUUGGUGAAACACCAGAAGAUCCACACUGGCGAAAAACCUUAUGAGUGUGAGGAAUGUGGGAAGAGCUUCAUUCAGCGAUCAGACCUGAUUAUCCACCAGAGAACUCACACAGGGGAGAGGCCGUAUCGGUGCCCUGACUGUGGGAAGAGCUUCAGUGUCAGCUCCACUCUGCUGACCCAUCAGCAGAUCCAUGCACCAGGAGGAGAGAAACCUAACCGCUGCCCUGAGUGUGGAAAGUGCUUUAGUGAUCCAGUAGCACUGGAGCGGCAUCGCAAAAGCCACACUGGAGAGAAACCCCAUGAGUGUGGUGAUUGUGGAAAAAGCUUCGCCUGGAGCUCCCACCUGGAGAGGCACCGGCGAAUCCAUACAGGUGAAAAACCUUACAAAUGCCCUGAAUGUGGCCGAGCAUUUGCUUGGAGCUCCCACUUGGACCGUCACAUGCGCAUCCAUGCUGUGUCGGCUCUGCCUGAGGAGGCGCCACCUUCAAAAUGUGCAGAUUGUGGCAAGCGAGUCAACCACAUCACGCACCCUCAUCGUUUCAGGCACAAGGGCACUCAGACUCCUUUGGAGCAUGAGGAUGUGGAGGUGGCAAAGGAGAAAGUGAUGGAGAAGGAGCGGCCUCAUCGGUGCACGCUGUGUGGGAAGUGCUUCAGCCAAAGUUCCAACUUGCUCAAACACCAACGAGUCCACACAGGAGAGAAGCCUUAUCAGUGCUCGGAAUGUGGGCGGCGCUUUAGCUGGUGUUCCGCCCUCCUCAAGCACCAGCGCACCCACAGCAAGGACCGGCCUUACGCCUGUCCCAAAUGUGCCCGAGGUUUCAGGGACCUUGCCUCCCUGGCCAAGCACCAGCUCAGUCACGCUGGCGGGAAGCCUCACCAGUGUCCUGACUGUGAUAAAAGUUUUGGAUGGAGCUCCCACCUGGAAAGACACCGACGCAUCCACACGGGAGAAAAGCCCUAUGAGUGUGGGGACUGUGGCCGUGGGUUUACCAUGGGAUCCCACUUGGAGAGGCACCAGCAAAUCCACACCGGGGCCCGUCCCCAUGACUGCAGGGAGUGUGGCAAGACGUUUGCUUUAGGGGCCACACUGGCCACCCAUCGGUACCGCCAUGACGCUGAGGCCAAGCCCCAUCAAUGCCCUGAAUGUGGUAAAGGAUUCAGUGCUGCGGCUGUGCUGGAACGUCACCGCCGGCUGCAUCGUGGUGAGAAACCCUAUCAGUGCAAUGUCUGUGGCAAAGAAUUUGCCUGGAACUCGCACUUUGACCGCCACCAGCUCUCACAUACUGGAGAGAAGCCUUUCCCUUGUGUCUUCUGUGGGAGACGUUUUGGACGCAGCUCCCAUCGCAACCGGCACCAGCGCUCCCAUGCCAUCUCUGAAGGCCAAGACCAGCCACAGGAAAACCUAGAGGAAACUUUACCUAUGGCAUCUGUGGCCAACUGGUGGGAGGGGGGAGGAGAAAGGAGACCUCCGCUGGAGCAGGAGGAAGCUUGGCCUGUCACAAUGGAUCCAGCCGUUCCUUUCCAAUGGACAGCCAAGUCUCCUGGAGAUGCAUGGAGAACAAUGGGGGGAAGUGACCUUGGGCAGGAGGCAGAGAAUUUGACUCGUGCUGCAGAAAGGUGGACUCCGCCACCUCCUCCUGUUUCCCCUUCUAGCCUCCCUUGACUCACACUUUUGCAAAUCCCAUUCCUUUGUUAAGCGGCCUUUUCAGAAAUGCUUGUCCCACAGAAAUGCCCCUGUGCGAUGAGCUAGUAGACCCACACUGGGGCAAAAAUAAAGGGCGAGUUCCUACUUUCUGUACCUCCCAAAACAUCCUGAUUGUUAUCCAGGUUCUGCUUCCCUUGUUAAAAAUGGUAGAGAUAUUCUCAUCAUGCACUGGGGUAAAAAAAAAAAACGGUGGCAUGUAUCCAACUAGUGUGGAAGUGUGUGAUUUUUUUUCAUUUGUUUCUACAGCCCUUUCUGAUUGCCAAGCAAAUCAUUUCUGGGGUCACAGCAUCCGUGUGGAGUACCAGCUGUGCAAGUUGGUGAGAAACAGGGGGAUGAAGUUGAUCCCUCUCCUAUGUUUGUCAAAGAGUAUGGAAGGAUUAAUUCACCUCCUUGUCCUUCUUCACUUUAGCCCCCUCCCCCCCCCCGACGUACAUGAGGCUGCCUUAUAUUGAAUCAGAGCAUUGGUUCAUCAAGGUCAGUAUCAUCUACUCAGACAAGCAGUGGCUCUUUGGAGUCUCCAGCUGAGGUCUUUCACAUCACCUCCCACCUGAUCCUUUUUCACUGGAAAUGCUGGGGAUUGAACCUGGGACCUUCUGCAUGCCAAGUAGAUGUUCUGCCAACCAAGCCAGUGCUCUCACCCCUACCCACAUGGCUAUUUGUCUGCAUAAGUCUUGUGAACCUGGGAAUGAUCUUUUUGGAGGUCUGAAUGGACUGUAUGAAUGGAAAUGAAUGGGAAAACUCUGUGUUCCAUGCAAGGACCAAUAGGAUCCCAGCCACUGAUUUUUCCCCCCCUAUAAAGAGAAACAAAGCACUAUGCAUGGGGACAUAUUGAGUCCCAGCACAAUAAUGUAUGAUUAAGUGCUGAGGUCAGGGUGGGUAGAGGUGUGGAAGCUGUGGAUGGGGUGAGGAAGCCAGAUGGUGGUCGAGAAGCACUGUGUUUAUGGACUAUGAACUGGAAGGGAGGGGGGAAACAAAGAGAUCGAAGAAACGGUAUUGAGGGUAUUGCGGGUGGGAGAGGAUUGUACAGGGCCCUGAUUGUGAAUGGAGUAACCCUGAACCAGAACUGUGCUGUAAAAUUCCAGGUUAGGAAGGGACGAGGAAAUUGUCUGAGCCAUCUUCCAGGCAGCCCUGACAGAGGAAGCCCUAAGCAGCCUGCAGAAAUGAGGUCUUAAAGCAAGAGGGAUUGUUAUGUAUUUCCAUUGCACAGAAGAACCACCGAGGCAGGCCAGCCAGGAAAGUUCUGCCAGGACAAUUCUUUGGAUAACAUGUCUGUAGGAGCAGGCUAUGAAUAGAGAGGAGUGAUUUUUUUAUUUUAAAAGACAGCAUCACUGAAGUCACUCACAAUCUAUCCCAGGCGUCCCCAACCUUUUUGAGCCUGCAGGCACAUUUGGAGCUCUGACACUGUGUGGUGGGUGCAGCAACAAAAUAGUUUUCACAAAAUGGUUGUUACAGCUUGCCUUCAGUCACACCGUGAAGAUCCUGGUGUUGUGGAAGCAGUUUGUUCCAAAGCAAUGCUUUUAAAAUCUAAACAGCCAAUCUAAUCUCCAGUCAGAAGCCAUGCUUGGCAAAAGCCCCACCUGGCUACACCCACUUUCUAAAAACAUUUAGUGGGCACCAGGAAAGGCGUUGGGGGAUGCAGUGGGCACCACGUUGGGGACCUCUGGUCUGUCCAGUGCAGGCUUCCUAUGGCUUCAUAAGCCAUGAUAAAUAGGCAGCCUCCUGUUUCAUGUCCAGGUACCCAGAGGCAGCUGCCACCUUGGACCUAGAAUGUCCUUCUGAAAAUCUCUUUGCCACCUGGAUCUAGAAUCAGAAUAUGUGAAUGUUUGGGGGGGGGGGGUCUUUUAAUUGUUUGCUUUCAACUUUCAAACUCCCUCAAGUGGAUAUAUGCGCAAAUCUUCUCUGUAAAUGGAUAAGAGCAACCCAGAUCAGUGCUGCAUGCCUAUAGAACUGGGUUUGCUAUGAAACUGGGCACCCGAGAAUAAUGGCCCCAAUUUUCUAGCCUUUUUGGUUGCAAAGAAAUUUGGGGGAAAUGCAGGAAUGGAGGGCUCAGAGUUGCGCCUUACAAUAGUAUACAAGUUUGCAGGGUGGGGUGCAUUAUUCUACUUUACCAAUCAUUAUAACCAGAACUGUGUUCGUUUCUGUGCAUGUGCAAAAUCUGAUAUCCUAAGAAACACUGUUUUUGUUAAGGGGAGAAAAGUAGAAUGGCAGCCCUUGCUGUCCAGAGUUAACACUGAUGUGGGCACCAAAAAACUUCCAGGGAUCAGGGUACAGGUUCAGUCCCCAGUUAAAUGCUGUCAAGCAGCAGGUGGAAAAAACUGUUCCUCCCUUACUCUUCCUGUAGAGACUGAGCUACAUUGGCCGAUUGUCAAAGGCAACUUCAUUCAUAUGUAUAUUGCAGAAGGAACAACUGUAAAUUUGCGUUGUUGUAGAGGUUACAGAAUGCAGCUCUUCUUGGCCCGGGAGCUGAGUUAGCUGGGUACAAAAAGUGCUUCUCUGGUUGCCGUCGAGUAUACCUCUCAUCUGAUAGUAACUUUUCAGUGACACAUACAUCCUUCUUAUUUAAUUUCUCCAUUUCCCCAGAUCUGUGCUUUCCUUUCCCUCCCCUCCUUAUUGCUAUUCUCCUUACCGAAAUCCAUUGAAAAAUCUGGACCUUGGAUGCAAAAUAAAUCCGUAUGCUUGUA
This is a messenger RNA of Eublepharis macularius, 5126 nucleotides long. Its product is annotated as zinc finger protein 883-like. The record is from RefSeq and is a predicted model, not a curated record. The transcript has 5 exons. The coding region runs from base 340 to 2403 and encodes 687 amino acids. Gene Ontology annotation, biological process: regulation of DNA-templated transcription. Lineage: Eukaryota; Metazoa; Chordata; Lepidosauria; Squamata; Eublepharidae.